AUGUGGUCUGCACUUACAUCCCUCCUGAUAACCUCAACUUUGGCCUUGCGAGCGCUCGCGGAGACUUGGUCAAUAGAUGCCACCUAUAUUGGUCAAGAUUUUCUUAAUGCUUGGAGCUUUGAAAACAUCACGGACCCUACCGGUGGAAGAGUAACCUACGUAGACCAGGCAACAGCGCUAGCGGACAACUUGACCUACGUUACGGACGACACGCUCAUCAUGCGCUGUGACUAUACGACAGUUCUGACAUCCGAUGAUCCAGGACGGAACAGUGUCCGUAUCAAGAGCAAUGCACAGUACAACUACCAUGUUACUGUGCACAUGCCACAGGGCUGCGCCACCUGGCCAGCUGCGUGGGAAACCAAUGACAGCGAUUGGCCAACAGCGGGCGAGGUCGACGUCGUGAGUGCGCGCGUUCUGCAUGGAACGCCUUAUGCGACUAAUAAGUACACCUUAUCUAACCUCCUGGACGACGCGAUGCUGAUCGAGGGUGUCAACUCCGUGACCCCAAACACAAUUUCGCUGCAUGUUGGUAGCACAUGUGCGAUGCCAGAUAGUCUCAAUGAGACGGGCACUCCAGGGUCGACUGACUGCGAUACGUACACUGACAACAACAGUGGUUGCAGUGUGCAAAACCCUACAGACAAUAGCUUCGGCCCCGACUUCAACGAAGCAGGAGGAGGAUGGUAUGCGAUGGAGAGGACAGCUGACUGGGUGAAUGUGUGGUUCUGGACGAGAGAUGCCACCGAUGUACCUUCAGACGUUUCUAGCGGCGCUGAUUCGAUCGAUACGAGCAACUGGGGAACCCCCAUCGCGUACUUUCCUAACACCGAUUGCGAUAUCGACUCAGUCUUCGCAGCCAACAAUAUCAUCUUCGAUCUAACUCUUUGUGGCGAUUGGGCCGGUGUAGCCUCAAUUUAUGAAGCUGCUGGCUGCUCGGGUACCUGCGACGAUUUCGUGAAUGAAAAUCCAAGCGCUUUCUCCGAAGCGUACUGGGAUGUGGCUUCUGUUCUGGUCUAUACGUGA
Molecule: messenger RNA, 1026 nt
Organism: Laetiporus sulphureus 93-53
Lineage: Eukaryota; Fungi; Basidiomycota; Agaricomycetes; Polyporales; Laetiporaceae
Product: glycoside hydrolase family 16 protein
Exons: 8
Coding region: 1-1026 (341 amino acids)
Biological process (GO): glucan catabolic process
Molecular function (GO): hydrolase activity, hydrolyzing O-glycosyl compounds
Source: RefSeq, a predicted model, not a curated record